This is a messenger RNA of Hirundo rustica (Barn swallow), 3486 nucleotides long. RefSeq names its product N-acetylated alpha-linked acidic dipeptidase like 2 (gene NAALADL2). The transcript has 17 exons. Bases 546 to 2879 code for a protein of 777 amino acids. NCBI's taxonomy places the organism in Eukaryota, Metazoa, Chordata, Aves, Passeriformes, Hirundinidae. The record is from RefSeq and is a predicted model, not a curated record.
AGCUGGGGCUGCAUUCCCACAAGUCUCUGCUGGAAAGAAGCUUCCAGAAAGAGGGGCAAAAGCAGGGCUAUGGGGUGAGAAGGGAAGGGGUGAAGCUCUGAGCCACAGCCACAAAGCAGGUUUGGAGGGAAGGCUGAAGAGAGUGAGACAUCCAGGAUACUGUCAGUGUGUGGAGAAGACCCUUUCUCAGAAUGGAGAGUUCCUUGACUUCGGCAGGUCUCCUGUAACUGACAUGGCCUCAAAAUUGUAAUUAACUCCACAACGAGUGUGGAGUUGACACUUGCAAAACAGCGCUGAGGCAUCUUGCUGACUUCAGCUGAAACUUGCAGCAUUGUUGCUGAGUCAUCAGGACAGAAGUACUCGGGGAAGAAAUGAAGAAUUUGGAUUUUUAACCCUAAUAUCUCUUGUCUGGACUUUGGAAAUAACUUUGGUUCUUGGAUUCCUUCUGUUGACCCGGGAGAGUUAGUGUAGAGGCCAGAUUGAGAAUAUGCCUUCAUGACGAAGUCUCUACAAAGCUGAUCCCAUCUUGGCUUUAAGAUAAAAAGAUGGCCUAUCACAAGGUGAAUGCAGACCAGAGGGCACAGGGGCACUCUCCAUACCUUGACAACGACGAGCUCCAAGCCACAGCGUUGGAACUGGAGUGGGACAUGGAAAAAGAGCUGGAGGAGCCUGGCUUUGACCAUUUCCGACUGGACAGUGCAGCCCAGCACCACCUGGGGAACUCACAGAGCCCUGACCUCGACCUGGAGCCCAUCCAGCCUUCCUCUUCUCCAAAGGGAAGAUUCCAGAGGCUUCAGGAAGACCCCGACUACAUCUCCCACUACACCAGACAGGCACCAAAGAGCAACCGCUGCAGCUUUAUUCAGAUACUCAAAGUAUUUUGCACUGCUUUGAUUUUAUUUAUUUUUGGAAUUGUGAUAGGAUAUUAUGCACGCAAGAAAUGCCCUUCUCCCCCAGCAUCUGAAGAACCAAAUAAUCCUCACAUCUACCAUGAAAUUCUCAAGGAAAUCAAAGCUGAAAAUAUUCAACGAAUUUACAGAGAUUUGUUAGAGUUCCCCAGGGAAGAUGAUGCAGACAUUGCAGUGAAAAUCCUGGGUCAGUGGCGUUCCCAAGGCCUGGAAGAUGUCCGGCUGGUGAAUUACUCCGUUCUGCUUGACCUGCCAGGCCCUUCUUCAAACACAGUAACUCUGCAAAACAGCGGGGAGUGCUUUUAUCCGAGUGGACAGCAGUGCAGCAGAGACCCCAAAACACUUCACAGUCAAGACCUCCUGUACUCCUACGCAGCUUAUUCUGCCAAAGGAACUCUUGAGGCAGAGCUUGUUGAUGUCCAGUAUGGGACCAUGGAAGACCUGAUCCGGAUUCAAGCCAUCACAAACGUGACCAAAAAAAUUGCACUUUUGAAGCUCGGACAAUCACCUUUACUCUAUAAGCUUUCUCUGCUGGAAGAUGCAGGGUUUGGUGGUGUUCUCCUUUACACUGAUCCUUGUGACUUACCAAAGACUGCAGACCUCGCUGAUAAAGCUUUUAUUGUCUCCUUGAACAGCGGGGGAGAUCCGUCCACGCCUGGUUAUGCCAGCAUCGAUGGAAGCUACAGGCAACAUCGACCGAACCUCACAACACUGUUGGUACAACCAAUUUCUGCAGUGCUUGCCAGAAAACUUCUUUCCCUUCCUGAGGACACUGCCCAAAAAGACAGGUGUACACCCCUCCAAGUACCAGCUGCAGGUAAAAAAACAAUCAGCCUGAACAUUCAGUCUGUCACAACUUACAAGACAAUUUCUAAUGUCAUUGGAUACCUAAAAGGAGCUGUAUUUCCUGACAGGUACAUCAUCAUUGGAAGCCAUCACAGCAGCUUGAGGGGUUAUGGUGGGCAAGGCUGGGCCAGCAGCACUGCUGUCAUCACAGCCCUGCUCCAAGCCCUGAUGCCAAAGGUGAAGAGGGGCUGGAGGCCUGACAGGACCCUGCUCUUCUGCUCCUGGGGAGGAACAGCCUUGGGCAACGUCGGCUCCUACGAGUGGGCUGAGGAUCUCAGGAGCGUUCUUCACAGAAAUGUUGUGGCCUACGUCAGCCUCCAUAAUCCAGUCACAGGCAACUCAACUUUACACCCUGUUGCAUCCCCUUCUCUUCAGCAGCUGGCAGCAGAGAGCCAGAGCUUCAGCUGUGUGGAAAAGGCUAAAUGUCCAGGAUCCAAUGUGAGUUCUGUGCAGAUACAGGGAGAUGCAGAUUAUUUCAUCAACCACCUCGGAGUACCUGCCACGCAGUUUUCCUAUGAGGACAUCAAAGCAUCAGAGAACUCCAGCUUUCUCUCUGAAGCCCUUUAUCCUGUACAUGCAACAAAAACUGAAGAGCUGGAUCCCUCCUUCAGCCUGCACGAGACCAUUGCAAAGCUAACAGGACAAGUGACUUUGCAAAUUGCCACUGACCCGGUUUUGCCGUUCAAUGCCCUCGACAUCGCGUUGGAAGUCCAGAACAGUCUGAAAGGUGAUGAGGCAGGAGUCUCUCAGCUGCUGGCAGUGGCGGCACGGCUGAGGGACACGGCGGAGCUGUUCCAGUCAGACGAGAUGCGCCCGGCCAAUGACCCCCGGGAGCGAGCUCCUGUCAGAGUCAGGAUGCUCAACGAUGUGCUGCAAGGCUUGGAGAAAAGCUUCCUGGUCCGUCGAGCUCCUCCAGGGCUUUACAGAAAUAUCCUUUACAGACUGGAUGACAGGACCAGCCACUUUUCAGUACUGCUGGAUGCACUGGAGCGCUGCAAACUACAUCAGUCAAAUGAGACUAUUCAAGCAGCCUUGUCAGAGGUGCUGAACAGCAUCAAUUCAGCUCAGGUUUACUUCAAAGCAGGACUUGAUGUGUUUGAGACUACCUUAGCUGGAAAGAAAUGAGAGGAUUCUCUGCAUUCUAAGGCAUUUGUUUACAACUCGCUAAACAAAAGUUCAAGUUGGACCAGAAUUGCUCUGAGGAUCAAACCUUUCUCAGCCUUUCCUUCAGCUGGCGCUUAAAGGUACUGCAACACGUGGUUUAAGAAAUGUAAAACACUAUUUUGCACUGUUCACAAUAUAUCUCAAAUAUCUGCUCCUGAAUGUAUGAAACCUAAAGAGAGGGAAUAACACUUCAGAGAUGAUUUUUGGAAGGACAUCUGCUGUAUUUUUAUAUGCAAAAUAUGUUUUUAUCACUAAGAGCUCAAUCUUGCGAAGUACCAAGCACAUCCUGCCAUGUGCUGAAGCCCUGGUUCUGAGAUGUGCACACAGGGGAGAUUUUCUCGGUCAGAAAACUCAAGUUUCUUAAUGUUUUCAGCAAGCUCAUCUUCUUCCUUACUCUAUUCAGAGUAAGUAGUUGAAGGAUGUGGUGUUUCCAUGGGUAUCCAGCACCGGUGUGGAAAUGCACAGAACACCUUUACUCCUGUGGAACAAUAAAUACCUCAGUUCUGAGAAUACAGAUAAACUUUGAUUCUUCCAUUUCUGUAUGAAAAUAAAGAGUUGUUUUCGCUAA